This is a messenger RNA of Planococcus citri (citrus mealybug), 1973 nucleotides long. Its product is annotated as cysteine sulfinic acid decarboxylase-like. Gene Ontology annotation, cellular component: cytoplasm. The record is from RefSeq and is a predicted model, not a curated record. Gene Ontology annotation, molecular function: carboxy-lyase activity; pyridoxal phosphate binding. The transcript has 8 exons. Lineage: Eukaryota; Metazoa; Arthropoda; Insecta; Hemiptera; Pseudococcidae. Gene Ontology annotation, biological process: carboxylic acid metabolic process. Bases 424 to 1914 code for a protein of 496 amino acids.
UGUAAAGUAAAGGUUAAGAUGUAAUCGUUUUUACGAUCUUUGUAUUUAUUUAUUCCGUUUGUUUUAGUAAAUUAAUUUUUAUACUAUUUGUAAUGUUAUUUUUGUAUACGGUAAGCCUUCAAGCCGAUUACUAGUUACUACCGAACAAAAUUCGUGCACGAAGUAGACAAUUUAAAUAACUUCAAUUAAACACGAUGUUUCCGGUACGUGGGAAUGAAAUCAAAAAUUUUUGAAACUUUUUAAUGAGCAUUGAUGUGUUUAAUCCUUUGUAUUCUAUUUAGAACUAAUUAAGAGCUUCCCCUAGUAUGUUUGUACUAAAUUUUAAACUGGAAAUGAUCCACGCGUUAUUCCGUUUUUGUUGCGUCGUUCGUGCGUUACUAUCGACGAAAUUCGAGUCAACUUUUUCCAACCAGCGUUUGCGAUAUGGCUCAAGACAAAGAUGGUUUCACGCCAGAAGAUAUUUUCGUCACUGAAAUCACCCAUCGACAUCUCGAAAUCAUGAUUCAGGUUAUAGAAAUGUCUAUCAGAAAAGUAGCUAUUGAAGGAACAGAUCGUAAAGAACCUGUCCUACGAUAUCGAAAUCCGGAUCAUUUGAAACAAUUAUUUUCAUUCGAUAUAGAAAAAAAGCCAUUCGAAGGUGACAUUUUACGCUUAAUCGAAGAUCUGAUUACUUAUUGCACCAAGACGGGACACCCUAGAUAUUUUUAUCAAUUUUCUGCUGGUUUGGACAUGCACGGACUUCUUGGAUCGUGGUUGAUGGAUAUUUUGAACGUGAAUACUUUCACUUACGAAGGUGCUCCGCUGUUCACUUUGAUGGAAAAAUUUGUAAUUAACGAAAUUACUUCGUUAUUCGGAUAUCCUGAAACAAGCGGAGGUAUUUUUUGUCCAGGAGGUUCGUUGGCAAACGGAUUCGCCAUAAACCUUGCUCGAUAUUUGAAAUUCCCCGAUGUCAAAUCAGACGGUAUGAAUAUUGGGGCACAUUUAAUCGUGUUCAUUUCCGAAGACGCUCAUUAUUCGAUACAUAAAAUGGCUGCUCUGUUGGGUAUCGGUGAAAGAAAUGUGAUAGCUGUAAAAACCGAUGAUUUUGGUCGUAUGGAUACAGCACAUUUGCUGCAGUUGAUAGAAAAUUAUUCCCAGAGACCGAAUUAUCAUCCUUUUAUGGUUAUUGGUACUGCUGGAACCACUGUAUUAGGUACUUUUGAUCCUAUCGAAGAAAUAGCCGCCAUCUGUAGUAAAUACAAGCUUUGGUUCCAUGUAGACGCUGCUUGGGGAGGAGCUGCGAUAUUUUCCGAUAAAUAUAAACACCAUUUGAAAGGGAUUGAAAAGACAGAUUCUUUCGUGUGGAAUCCUUCGAAAACUUUAGCUGUUCCGCAACAGUGCUCUUUACUAUGUGUUCGAAAUGGUCUUUUAAUGAAAUCCGCUCAUUCUUUCGGUGCCUCUUAUCUAUUCCACGAUAAAUUCUACGGAUCCGGUCACGAUUUGGGUGACACGUAUAUACAGUGUGGUCGUAAACCAGAUGUUUUCAAACUUUGGAUGUUAUGGAAAAUGAAAGGAUACGAAGGUGUGAAAUAUCACGUGAAUUGUUUGUUAGAAAGAGCCGAAUAUUUAACGAAUCGAAUAAAAGAAAAUGAAAAUUUCAAAUUGGUCUGCGAACCUUCUUACAUCAAUAUUUGUUUUUGGUACAUUCCUGAAGCUCAACGAGGCCAAAAUAUAGGCGAUAUUUAUCAAGAAAUUGACAAAGUUGCUCCCAGAGUAGGAGAAAUUAUGCUACGUAAUGGUUCUGCGAUGAUCAACUGGCAACCGUUGAGACGUUUUCCGAAUUUUUUUAGAUUCGUAUGCUGCAGUUCAGCGAUCAACGAUUCAGAUUGCGAUUAUCUGCUUUCAGAAAUUCAACGAAUCGCCCAAGACUUAUAACGCCGAACAUAUAAUAGACAGCAAUUUUGUACAUUUCAGAAAUACAUUCGAUCUUCUCA